AUGAAGGUCAUCCUGACAGGCUCGACUGGUUUUCUAGGCUCGGAAGUGCUGAAACAAUGCUGCGCAUCGUCCGAGAUAACUUCGGUUAUUGCACUCACCCGACGGCCGCUUGCUGGAGAAGUGGCUCACGACAAGCUGCAGAACCUCGUGAUGGCGGAUUUUAGGAUCUAUUCUUCGGAAGUGGUUGCAGCUAUAUCAGGCGCCGAUGCGUGUAUUUGGUGUCUUGGUGGGACUGCAGCUGAUAUUGAAGUUGACUAUCCUGUCGCGUUUUGUCAGGCUGUGACACAAAAUUGGUCGUCUAGAACCAAGCCAUUUCGAUAUGUGCAUUGCAGCGGCGUUCUCGCAGAAAAGGAUCAAAACAAACGAUUGUGGUUUCUCGAGGAAGGCCGUCAUGCUAAGGGUCGAGCAGAAACACUGCUUGUCGAAUUCGCUACAGCAGAAGAGCAGCGUGGUCUAUGGCAAUCAUAUGUCAUGCGACCUUCCAUGAUUAUGCCGACAGAUCCCAGCAUCGCUCAGAAGCUCCUGGGACGUCUCUUGGGCUCGGUCAACGUCGACGAUCUUGGGAGAGCUUCAAUCGUUCUGGCAAGCCAUGGCGAUGAGUCGAAUUUUGCCGAAAACGGCGACCUCGUGCGGCUUGGUAGUUCGACUUCACUGUAUAAACAUCCUUAA
Molecule: messenger RNA, 669 nt
Organism: Lithohypha guttulata
Lineage: Eukaryota; Fungi; Ascomycota; Eurotiomycetes; Chaetothyriales; Trichomeriaceae
Exons: 3
Coding region: 1-669 (222 amino acids)
Source: RefSeq, a predicted model, not a curated record